Messenger RNA from Sphaeramia orbicularis (orbiculate cardinalfish), 2663 nucleotides. RefSeq names its product glycosylphosphatidylinositol anchor attachment 1 (gene gpaa1). Gene Ontology annotation, biological process: attachment of GPI anchor to protein. NCBI's taxonomy places the organism in Eukaryota, Metazoa, Chordata, Actinopteri, Kurtiformes, Apogonidae. Gene Ontology annotation, cellular component: membrane; GPI-anchor transamidase complex. Bases 114 to 1958 code for a protein of 614 amino acids. The transcript is spliced from 13 exons. The record is from RefSeq and is a predicted model, not a curated record.
UGCUCCGGCAGAAACAAGGAAAUUAAAAACCUUUAGCAGGUGCUCCACUGAGACAUAAAUCCACCACCUUUCGAGGGUGGCUGUGACCCACUGAGCACUCGAAACAGGACAACAUGGGACUUCUGUCCGACCCAAACAGAAGACGGGCUCUCAUCAACCUGCUCACUCGCCUAAAUGCCCCAAUAUGUGCGGUCUGCUACAUUGCGGGUGUUGCCUGGUUCAUGGGUCUGGCCUUUGAGCCCUUCACUCUGCGGACUUACAUGUCAGAGAACGCCAUGGGUUCCACAAUGGUAGAGGAGCGUUUUCCAGCAGGAGAGAGGGCACUGGCCACGGGCAGGGAGUUUGCAGCUCAUAAAAAGAGAGCUGGUGGGAUGCCAGUAGAUUGGCUGGUGAAAACUAUGCAGUCUCGAGGGUUGGAGGUUUUCACUCAGAAAUUCUCUCGCACCCUGCCCUUCCCUGAUGAAAACAAAGAGAGAUAUAUGGUGAAAGGUACAAAUGUAUAUGGGAUCCUUAGGGCCCCAAGAGCACCCAGGACUGAAGCCUUGGUGCUGACUGCUCCCUGCAGCCCGGGUGACGACAACAACCAGGCAGUGGGAUUGCUGCUUGGCUUGGCCCAGUACUUCAGGAAUCAGAUUUACUGGGCCAAGGAUAUCAUCUUCCUUGUGAAUGAGCAUGAUCUGAUUGGUAUGCAGGCCUGGCUGGAAGGUUACCACCACACCAACACCACAGGCAUUGACUGGUCACCUCUGCAAGGCCGUGGAGGUUCAAUCCAAGCAGCCCUGUCCCUAGAGCUCAGCAGUGACAUCAUUACCAGUUUGGACCUGGUAUUGGAAGGUCUCAAUGGUCAGCUACCCAACCUCGAUUUAGCAAACCUUUUCUAUGCCUUCUGUCAAAAAAUAGGAGUCACUUGCACUAUACAGGGAAAGCUGCAGAGAAAUGACUGGGACAGUGUAUCAGGCUAUAGCCAUGCUGUCCAGACCAUGAUGCUGAUGGUAAUGAAGCAAGCCAGCGGCCGACCAUGGGGGGACCACGGGCUUUUUUUACGUUACCACAUUGAGGCUGCCACUAUUAAGGGCAUUAACAGCUUUCGACAAUACAAGACAGAUGUCACCACUGUUGGCAGACUCCUGGAAGGAAUGUAUCGUAAGCUGAAUAACCUCUUGGAGCGCCUGCACCAGUCCUACUUUUUCUACCUUAUGCCAUCCCUGUCUCAUUUUGUCUCCAUUGGAUACUACAUGCCAGCAUUCGGCCUGCUCGCUGUCAUCCUUCUUCUUCGUGCCUUAGACCUUUGGGUUCAACUAGCAACUCCACCAGUAAGAACAGAAGAUGGUAUUGCUGACUUGGAGCAGUCGAGUCCAGAAGUGCUGUCUGUGCUGACUCCUCUGGUGAUCAGCCAUUUGACCGGAGCCGCUCUGUACUUCUUCCCAAUCCAAUUUCAGGCGACGGCCGUGGAACACUUCCCAGUAUCUGAGAGUGAGGCUGUGGUCCUGACAGCUAUUGCUAUUUACACAGCUGGCCUCGCUCUGCCCCAUAACACACACAGGCUGCUGUCUGGUGAGGGGGUGGAGCAGGACUGGAGGGUGCUGAAGCUCAUAGCUGUGCUGUACAUGGCUGUGCUGCUGGGUUGCACCGCCCUCAUUAACUUCUCUUUGGGCUUCAUCCUGGCUCUCACCCUGGUGCCCAUGGCUGCAUUCAUCACACCCCACAGACCAAAGGUUCUGUCAGCCUUCAUCAUGGUCAUUCUCAGUCCGGCCUGCACACUCCUCUUUCUUGUCUUCUUCUUCCAAGACCUGCAGGAAAUCCCCGUCAGCUUCGAAGACGGUUGGAUGCUCUUCCUCUCAGUCAUCUCACAGGGCAUCUUAGACCACUCCCUCUAUGGCUCUCUGGUCUACCCACUUAUAGCCUUGAUGGUCUAUCCUUGCUGGCUUCUUUUCUGGAACAUUCUCUUCUGGAAGUAGAUGUCAAAGGGGUAAAAGCAAAAAAAAAAAAAAAAACCCUGAAGUAUUCUCAGGUUUGUCAUCAAUGGUGGAAGAUGCAGAAAGACUGUCAAAUCCACAGCAGAUACUGUAAAAGAGGGAUAUCUAUACUUGACAUGGAAGUGAUGAAGUGACUUCAGUUUUGGACAUUUGUUGGCAUGGUAACGGUAACUGAGAAGUAUCUGAUUUUACAUUGUGGAGGAACUUUCAGGAGGAAUUUUUAAACCAAGAAGAAUGGACUCAUUUUUACUUCAUUCUUACAAAUGUAGAAGUGGAGAAAGGUGGUUGUUUCUAAAGGUUAUUUCACACUUCGGCUGCUUUCUGUAAAAAAAAAAAGUUUUAAACUUCACGAGUGUCUUUUUGAUUUUUGUGGUAUAUUAAUAAAAAACAAAGCAAACCAAAUUUCCAAGACAAGGAAAAUAAAUUAGUGAGUUGUGAACAUGUUGACCUCCUUGGAAAUUUGAGUUGUCAUCUACGUUAAUCACUGCACUGUUUGUUUUUGUUUUAUUUCAUUUAACAGGCAGAAUGGCAAUGUGUGAGAAGCCAAUGGUCGGCCUUUGACAUCUGUAGAGCUCUCACUCUGUUGAACAAGCCAUCACUACAUUUAAAGUUUUAUACUUAUUUUGAUAACCUUCUUUAAAAUGUUUAUUUUUAUUUAUAAAUGCCAAAAUAAAGACUUAAAAGUUG